Molecule: messenger RNA, 1485 nt
Organism: Zychaea mexicana
Lineage: Eukaryota; Fungi; Mucoromycota; Mucoromycetes; Mucorales; Lichtheimiaceae
Product: GDP-mannose 4,6 dehydratase
Exons: 4
Coding region: 89-1213 (374 amino acids)
Biological process (GO): GDP-mannose metabolic process
Molecular function (GO): GDP-mannose 4,6-dehydratase activity
Source: RefSeq, a predicted model, not a curated record
UAAAUAAGUUUCUGUCUGCCAACCUUUUUUAAACUGCUUUAUCCCCCAUUCACUUCAUCAUCAACUACCACCUUCCCUCAACAUCAUCAUGUCUGAAGCUCGCAUUGCUGCCGUCAAAAUCACCAACAACUCAUCUCUUUCUCUCGAAGAAUACAGAAGCCGCAAGGUUGCCCUUAUCACUGGUGUCACUGGCCAGGACGGUUCGUACCUGACUGAAUUCUUGCUCGACAAGGGUUACGAGGUUCACGGUAUCAUUCGCCGUUCGUCCUCGUUCAACACUGGCCGUAUCGAACACAUCUACAAGGACAGACAUGACCAAGAUGUCAAGUUCUUCCUUCACUACGGUGAUUUGACCGACUCGACCUGCCUUGUGCACAUCAUCUCCCAGGUCCAGCCUACCGAGGUAUACAACUUGGCUGCUCAGUCGCACGUCAAGGUCUCCUUUGACAUGUCUGAAUACACCGGUGAUGUGGAUGCCCUUGGUACUUUGCGUCUCUUGGAUGCCAUCCGCACUUGCGGUUUGAACGACCGUGUGCGUUUCUACCAGGCCUCGACCUCCGAAUUGUACGGUAAGGUCGUCGAGACCCCACAAAAGGAAACCACGCCCUUCUACCCUCGUUCGCCCUAUGGUGUCGCCAAGCUGUACGGUUACUGGAUCGUCGUCAACUACCGUGAAUCCUACGACAUGUAUGCCUGCAACGGUAUCUUGUUCAACCACGAAUCCCCCCGUCGUGGCCGCACUUUUGUCACUCGCAAGAUCUCGCGUGCCGUUGCCGAUAUCCACUUGGGUCGUCAGGACUGUCUUUACCUGGGUAACAUUGAUGCUAAGCGUGAUUGGGGUCACGCCCGUGACUAUGUCGAGGGUAUGUGGUUGAUGCUCCAGCAGGACAAGCCCGACGAUUUCGUCUUGGCUACUGGUGAAACCCACACUGUCCGUAGCUAUAUUGAAAAGGCCUUUGCUGUCACUGGUCGCAAGAUCGUCUGGGAAGGUGAAGGUGUCAAUGAAAUCGGCAAGGACGCAGAGACUGGCAAGGUCCGUGUCCGUAUCGAUCCCAAGUACUUCCGUCCCGCCGAGGUCGAACUGUUAUUAGGUGACCCCACCAAGGCUAACACCACUUUGGGCUGGAAGCGACAGGUCAGCUUUGACGAGCUGGUAACUGAGAUGGUUGUCGCUGAUAUUGAAGGCUCUCUGAAGAACGAUACUUACAACUAAAGAAACAAUUCCUCACCCUACAAGUCACAAAAGCAUCCCCGCAUCCGAACUUACUCGAUAACAAAACCACAGAUCCUCCUGCUCCAUCUUCUUCCAAUCUUGUCGCUUACCUCUAAACCUCUUUUUAUAUUCCUAGACGCCCCUCCAUUUUUUAUUGACUGUUCCUCCUCUUUACCCGAUUUACCCGGCUUGGCUGAACUUUGUAAAAAAAAUCUUUUUAUGUUACAUAAAAAAGAAAAAAGUAAAAAAAACGAGUCUUAUACAAAAGCCAA